Messenger RNA from Gregarina niphandrodes, 1723 nucleotides. RefSeq lists its product as hypothetical. The annotation marks the transcript as partial. Lineage: Eukaryota; Apicomplexa; Conoidasida; Eugregarinorida; Gregarinidae. The transcript has a single exon. The record is from RefSeq and is a predicted model, not a curated record.
AUGUUAUAUAUUAUGACCUCCUACUCGUGCACCAAUCCGUUUUUGGUCUCGGACACCGACCCCUUGUAUACCAACGAAUCGCGUAACCUGCGGAUCGACACCAUGCGGGGAGCCUUUCCUCUAUCCGGUGAGGUAUAUGCUGGUGUGACACGUAUCGACGUGGAGAUCAUCACUGUGCGGGAGCUUCUCCGAGGUGAUACGCCUGAGGCAAAUACGCGGCGCCACCGAGUGAGGGAUGGGAAUACAGCGCUCAUAUACGUCCCCAAAGCCCUAGAGUCGCGUGAUGAUAUCUUGGCUUGGACGCUGUGCCACUUAGAUUAUCCUCUGAUCCAUCUGAAUGUCCCGUAUAACACUGAGGGUUUUGAACCUUCCCCGAAUGAUAAGUUGGGGACCCCCUACGCGAACCUCGUUCACGUGAAAGGACCUACGAGGCAUGUGAUCUACGUCGUGCCAGAAUUGACGACUUCCGCGUUCGCCGGCUAUCUGGAUAUCAGGCCAGGUGAGAGGGGUUUCACCCAUGAUCUCUUCGGGGACAUCGUUGACUUCCUCAGGCGCAAACGCGGAUAUGGAGAGCUAGCGAUGACCAUGUUCUCACUCCUGCAAAGGUUAAACUCACAAAAGCCGUUUGCGAGGGCAGAUUGGGACGCUGCGCUGAUAUUGUCAGGACUGAUGUGUUUCCGCCUGCCUACACCUGACACCUCUGAUGGUAAUACGGUCCGAACACGUGACUUUCGUUGUGCUGAUACCUAUCUAUUACGUGGAACACCCCUUUUAGACACACGCAGUGCCAACAAGAUCCGGGGGAUAGGUACAGAGGCAGCGUUCAUUGGAGUGAGUAGGUCAGAGUUGAGUGACGACUACUCUAUACCGGAAGUGCACCCUUACGCCAGAUUCUUCAUCGACGCAGGGAUCCUAACCUACACCAGCGCCCCCCCAUGGCUGGUCAACCCUACCGAACUCGCUUCUGAACUGUACCUGAAGGCACAUGACAUCGCGGUCAUUGUUGCAGAACAACACGAUUACGCUUGCAAUGUCUUCAGCCUGCCACUCGUCGGAUGGAUGCUUGAUUGUGAGCACGGACAGCAGAUAUUCGGUGACGGCUCGAGACGAGACAUGAGUGACAUAAAGCGGGCCAUCUUGCGACACCUGUCCACCAAUGUAUGUGGGGUUGAGUUAUUCGGCGGUAAGAUGGCAGCUGAUGAACUGACCGUGACUCCCGCUGAUAUGUGUGCACUGCUCGGUACAUUGCCCGCGGGACCGCGUGGGCCUGAAGACCCAUUCUACCUGGUCGUGCGCGAAUGCAUGUUGUUGCCUCAUACACGUACCUCACGGUACUACCUAAAGACGCUCCGGGAGUCAGACUUCGGGUACGACCACCCUAGUGGAGUUCUGGACUGGUCGCGAGUUAGUGGGAUUGCUACGACUGGGUUGCCAAGGGUGUGUGCCACCGACCGCCCCGCUUACGGAUAUGCACUUGUGUAUGCGCCAGCUCCUGAUGAGCCGAUAACACGACGCGAGACCACAGAUCCACUCGAGGACCUAUUCCACACCGUUCGAGUGGAAGGGGCUUGGCGAGGUGACGUCCCAGAAUUGGCCUACGUAAGAGGUCACGCCUACCACACGCUAUGCCAGGUACGGUUUUGUGUGACACGCUUGACCCGGCAUCACGUCACUUUGUGGGAUUAUUUGCGAGUAGGUGAUUCCAGUUGGGUUCACAACGAAC